UAUAUGGACAGCAGCGUGUUAGCAUGGCGAACUGACAUCUCUCUCUUACAAUCGGCUAUACGAAUAAUUCCGAUGCCACCAUCAGAUAGAGAUUAUCUGUCGUCGACAAUGGCUUCAUGCUUAACAGCGUCCAAACUUGAUGGAGUACUUUUUGGUUUGAUGAUUGCACACAGACAUGUAGCAGCAUUCGUUAGAUUGAAACGUUACGCACUACAUCCACGGGACACCCACAUCCUGCUUAACUUGAUCUCCGGCAACACCUCACUUCGAAUCUCGGAGGCACAAACGUGGACACCCAUUUGUCUGCCGAAUUUCAAUGACAAGUAUAUUCAUAAACUCCCUCUGCUCGGAAUAAUAGGCUAA
Molecule: messenger RNA, 363 nt
Organism: Strongylus vulgaris
Lineage: Eukaryota; Metazoa; Nematoda; Chromadorea; Rhabditida; Strongylidae
Source: the annotation of a GenBank genome assembly